AUGACAUCCGCAAAAGAUAUCCGUCCGCGCCAGGACGACUUGGCCUUUCAGGCUCAAUACUUCUCUACUUCCCCCUCGGCUUCCUUCCACUCGCCCUCCAGCCAUGGCUCUGCUUUGGCUCGCGUCAUCCCCGUCGCCAAUGCAAAGCACUUAAAGCCAUUUGCAACCGAAGAUAUCAAAGUUCUUCUGCUGGAGAAUGUUAACCAAGCCGGGCGCGAAAUUCUCCAGCAACAGGGUUACCAGGUCGAAUUCCUCAAGUCUUCCCUCCCGGAGGAUCAGCUCAUCGAGAAGAUCCGCGAUGUCCACGUUAUCGGUAUUCGUUCUAAGACCAAGCUGUCCGAGCGAGUCCUGAAGGAGGCCAAGAAUUUGAUCGUUAUCGGCUGCUUCUGCAUCGGAACCAACCAGGGAAUUGCGGUUUUCAACUCUCCUUUCAGCAACUCGCGCAGUGUCGCCGAAUUGGUCAUCGGCGAGAUCAUCGCCCUGGCGCGUCAGCUCGGGGAUCGCUCCAACGAAAUGCACAAUGGGACGUGGAACAAAGUGAGCAACAAGUGCUGGGAGAUCCGUGGGAAGACCUUGGGCAUCAUCGGUUAUGGUCAUAUUGGCGCCCAACUGUCUGUCUUGGCGGAGGCGAUGGGAAUGUCUGUUAUUUUCUUUGAUGUUGUGAACUUGAUGGCAUUAGGUACAGCCCGCCAGAUGGAGACUCUGGAUGACCUGAUGGCCGAGGCAGACUUCAUCACCUGCCAUGUACCCGAACUCCCCGAGACGAAAGGCAUGAUUGGCAGAGCCCAGUUCGAGAAGAUGAAGACUGGAAGCUAUUUGAUCAAUGCCAGCCGCGGCACAGUUGUGGAUAUCCCGGCCCUCAUUGAUGCUAUGCGCAGUGGGAAGGUCGCUGGAGCAGCUUUGGAUGUCUACCCUAAUGAGCCCGCCGGAAAUGGUGAUUAUUUCAACAAUGAUUUGAACGAGUGGGCGGAGGAUUUGCGUUCCCUGAAGAACUUGAUUCUGACCCCUCAUAUCGGAGGAAGCACCGAGGAAGCCCAAAGUGCCAUUGGUGUCGAGGUUGCCCAGGCCCUGACUAGAUAUGUGAAUGAGGGUGCCACUCUUGGCGCGGUCAACUUGCCUGAAGUCAAUCUGCGCUCCCUCACUCUGGACGAGCCAAACCACGCUCGGGUUGUCUAUAUUCACCAGAAUAUUCCGGGUGUACUGAGGAAAGUCAAUGAAGUUAUUGGCGAUCACAACGUGGACAAACAAAUGACCGACAGCAGAGGUGAUGUCGCCUAUCUAAUGGCCGACAUCAGCGACGUCAAUGCCUCUGUCAUUAAGGAUCUUUAUGAGCGACUUGAGAGUCUUCCCUCCCGGAUCAUGACUCGGAUCUUGUACUAA
Molecule: messenger RNA, 1380 nt
Organism: Penicillium chermesinum
Lineage: Eukaryota; Fungi; Ascomycota; Eurotiomycetes; Eurotiales; Aspergillaceae
Product: D-3-phosphoglycerate dehydrogenase
Exons: 8
Coding region: 1-1380 (459 amino acids)
Molecular function (GO): oxidoreductase activity, acting on the CH-OH group of donors, NAD or NADP as acceptor; NAD binding
Source: RefSeq, a predicted model, not a curated record